AUGGCGACCACCAGUAUGAUCAAGGACAUUGCGCCGGUGCCGACGUCGGCCGACUUCAUCGAUGUCGUCCUCCAGGGUACCAUGCGUCGCACUCCCACGGUCAUCCACAAGAACUUCAAGAUCAGCCGUAUCAGGAACUUCUACAUGCGCAAGGUCAAGUUCACUCAGGACUCAUUCGAUGAGAAGAUUGGCCGCAUCCUCGACGAGUUCCCCAUCCUCGACAACCUGCACCCCUUCCUGUCGAGCUUGCUCAAUGUGCUGUACGACAAGAACCACUACAAGCUCGCGCUGGGCCAGAUCUCGACGGCUCGCCACCUUAUCGCCCAGGUCGCCAAGGAUUACUGCCGCCUGCUCAAGUUCGGUGACUCGCUGUACCGCUGCAAGCAGCUCAAGCGCGCUGCUCUCGGCCGCAUGGCCACCAUUAUGCGUCGCCAGAAGGACCCCCUCGCGUACCUCGAGCAGGUGCGCCAGCACAUCUCGCGUCUCCCUGCUAUCGACCCCAACACCCGUACCCUCAUCAUCUGUGGUUACCCCAACGUCGGCAAGUCGUCGUUUGUCAACAAGAUUACUCGCGCCGACGUCGACGUCCAGCCCUACGCGUUCACGACAAAGUCGCUCUUCGUUGGACACAUGGACUACAAGUACCUCCGCUGGCAGGUCGUUGACACGCCUGGUGUUCUCGACCACCCUCUCGAGGAGAUGAACACGAUCGAGAUGCAGUCGAUCACCGCUCUCGCCCACCUCCGUGCCGCCAUCCUCUACUUUAUGGACCUGUCGGAGCAGUGUGGCUACACCAUCGAGGCGCAGUGCAAGCUGUUCCACUCUAUCAAGCCCCUGUUCGCUAACAAGCCCGUCGUGCUAGUCAUCAACAAGAUUGACAUUGUGCGCCUGGCCGACCUGACGCCCGACAACCGCGCUUUCGUCGACACGAUCCUCAACGACAGCACCGUCACUGUUGUUGAGGCCUCGACGUACUCGGAGGAGGGUGUCAUGGACGUGCGCAACAAGGCCUGUGAGCAGCUCCUGGCCCACCGUGUCGAGCAGAAGCUGCGUGGCCACCGCAUUGAGGCCGUCGCCAACAAGAUCCACGUCGCGAUGCCUCAGAAACGUGACGAGGUCGAGCGUCCCGCUUGCAUCCCGGACUCGGUCAAGGCACGCGUCAAGUACGAUACCGAGGACCCGGAGCGUCGCAAGCUCGAGAAGGACGUCGAGCAGGAGAUGGCCACCAACCCCUGGCUCGGCAUCUACACCCAGGACCUCAAGCGCGACUACAUGCUAGCCGACGACUCGUGGAAGUACGACAUCAUGCCCGAGAUCCUCAACGGCAAGAACGUUGCCGACUUUAUCGACCCGGACAUUGUCGCCAAGCUCGAGGCCCUGGAGCGCGAGGAGGAGAAGCUGGAGGCCGACGGCUUCUACGCGUCCGACGAGGAGGAGAUGCUCGACUCUGAGGAGGAGGAGUUCCUCGACGCAGCCGAGCAGGUCGCCAACCGCAAGGCGCAGCUCAAGAAGAUCAGCCAGGAGAAGAACACGUUGCAGAACAAGCCGAUCAUCCCUCGCAAGAAGAAGCACGUCACUCUCUCCGAGUUCACUCAAGGCAUGCGCAAGCACGGGCAUGACCCGGUCGUGCUGGAGAAGCGCGCGGAACGCCUCGUUGCGGCCAAGAAGGCGGCAUGGGAGGCCUCCGAGGCCGAGCGCAAAGCCAAUGGCGACGUGGACAUGGACAUGGACGAGGACGUCGAGAUGGAGGAGCGGCCGCGCAAGCGCCGCGCCGGGCCCAAGGGCAAGGAGCUCCCUGCUGGUAUCACGACCAAGGAGCAGGCCGACAAGUCGAAGCGACUGCAUCACUUUGCCGUGCGCGAGCGCAACCGUCUUGCCAAGGCGUCCGAGUCGGACCGUCACGUCCCCAUCACGCGCCCCAAGUGGAUGCUGGCGGGCAAGCGCAAGGCCGGCAAGACGGACUACCGUUAA
This is a messenger RNA of Cutaneotrichosporon cavernicola, 1971 nucleotides long. RefSeq lists its product as uncharacterized. The coding region runs from base 1 to 1971 and encodes 656 amino acids. Gene Ontology annotation, molecular function: GTP binding; GTPase activity; RNA binding. The record is from RefSeq and is a predicted model, not a curated record. Gene Ontology annotation, biological process: ribosomal large subunit biogenesis. Lineage: Eukaryota; Fungi; Basidiomycota; Tremellomycetes; Trichosporonales; Trichosporonaceae. Gene Ontology annotation, cellular component: nucleolus. The transcript is spliced from 2 exons.